AUGUCUGUUGACGCUCACGAUUAUGCACCCGAGCAAGGAGUGCCAUCCGUUGACAUCGAGGCUCAAUCGCCGCUCAGUACAGUUGCUACUGCUGCGCCUCAGGGGGACUCCUCUUUUUCAGCACCAGUUCGUGUCGACUCGGCUUCCACGAUAAGGCACCGCUCAAAACGGACUAAUACUCUGCGCUCUUACUAUAGAGAUGGCCUCAGCCCCGAGCGUCACUGGGAGGCUGGCAAGGAGCCUGGAAUAGACCCUAACACGGCUCUGCCGCUAGCUGAUUCAGAAUGGACUCUGCUUCCUGUCGAGCUCCAUCGCAGUUGCGAAAUUACGGUCGUUGAUUUUUCGCAGGAAGAAAUGCGCCAUUAUGUCUUGGACAACAGCUCGCUUGAGCAAUUUCUUGAACGCGAAAAAGAUCCCUGGGUGCAAUGCCGUUGGAUCAACGUCAAUGGGCUGAGCUGGGAUGUGAUUCGAAUAUUGGGAAGAUAUAAAAACCUUCACAGACUGGCGAUUGAGGACUUGAUGCAUCCACAUAACAGAACCAAGGUGGAUUGGUAUUCGGAUCAUGCUUACAUAGUAAUGUCGCUGCAGAAACUUGAAAAAAUACGCCGCCAUGAGGAUAGCGAUAGUGAUAGUGCCAGGAAACCUUCCGAUGAUGAUAGCAGUUCGGAGUCGGACGAUAGUCUGCCGCCAGUCGCCACAAGAAGACGAAAAUGGAACCUCAUCACGGCUGCUCUCCAGGAUUUGCUGACCCCUAGAAACCGGAUACAAUAUCGGGUAGAGGACAAGUUCAAAGGAUCCGACAAAACCCCAAGGGAUGGCGGACUGCCAUUCAACAUACACAACAGAGACUUUCUAAAGAAAUCUCCCAUGCCGAGGACAUUGCAGCGCUAUAAAGGCGGGCCUAACGAAGAAAGGAUAGAGUUCAUGGAACGACAUGCAGUGCUGGCUUCCCAGGGGUUACGCGUGACCUUAGAGCAAGUAUCUAUAUUUCUGAAUGCCGACAACACCGUCCUAUCUUUCUUCGAUGCUAGCGCAAGCGAUAUUGAAGCUCCAAUCGUUCGACGACUGAGUUCUCCUGAGACCAUUCUACGCCAAUCCUGUGACGCGAGCAUGCUUGUCCAGGCUAUUCUAGAUGCUAUUGUUGACCUUGCAAUUCCAGUCACUCUCGCUUAUCAAGAUGCGAUAGGAGACCUUGAAGUUGCAGUGUUGACGGACCCCAGUAUAGAGCAAUCAAAGCUUCUAUAUAUUCUGACAUCUGAGAUCUCAGUGCUACGCAAUGCUAUGCAGCCGAUGGUGGCGGUUAUUAAUGCACUUCGAGAUCGCCGCUCGCAACCUGUACAAAUACCGGGCCUCGGUACUCUCAACACCGGCCCUGGGAAUACAGCAAACGCAAAUAUAUCAGCCGGGAGUUCCUCUUCUGGACUUCCUUAUAUUGGAAGUGGCGUCCCAAACCUGAGAAACAGCGGUUCAACAAUCACUGUUAGCGCUAUGUGCCACACGUAUCUGGGUGAUGUUCUGGAUCAUUGCAUAACAAUCACAGAAGGCUACGAUCAGAUGAGGCGAUCUGCAGACAACAUGAUUGACCUGAUUUUUAAUACUAUUGAGAAACCCUCAGGUGCCUAUCAAAACGAAAGCAUGAAGCAGCUGAGCUUAGUGACAGCCCUGUUUCUUCCCCUGACUUUUUUGACAGGAUAUUUCGGAAUGAACUUUGUCCGCUUUGAUGGUGUUCAGGAACAUAGCGAUGCGUAUUUCUGGCAGAUAGCCGUCCCAUUUGUUGUCGUAACGACCCUAUUCCUCAUGCGCGAUAUGAUCGGGCGAUACUUCUUGAAACUGGCACAGAGAAGACUGUUCUUUAGCUCAAGGAAGCAUCGACGUGACAGAAAACGCGGGAGAAAGACAGAAUAA
Molecule: messenger RNA, 1905 nt
Organism: Talaromyces atroroseus
Lineage: Eukaryota; Fungi; Ascomycota; Eurotiomycetes; Eurotiales; Trichocomaceae
Exons: 5
Coding region: 1-1905 (634 amino acids)
Biological process (GO): transmembrane transport; metal ion transport
Cellular component (GO): membrane
Molecular function (GO): magnesium ion transmembrane transporter activity; cobalt ion transmembrane transporter activity; magnesium ion binding
Source: RefSeq, a predicted model, not a curated record